Plenodomus lingam JN3 is the source of this 861-nucleotide messenger RNA. RefSeq lists its product as uncharacterized. Lineage: Eukaryota; Fungi; Ascomycota; Dothideomycetes; Pleosporales; Leptosphaeriaceae. Gene Ontology annotation, biological process: secondary metabolite biosynthetic process. The record is from RefSeq and is a predicted model, not a curated record.
AUGGCUGAGCCUUUGGUUCCUCUCCCUGUGAUUGAGAAGCUCAGCAGUCGUGUUAUCAGAGUUCUAGGAGGAAAUCCGAGCAAGUUUACGCUACAGGGUACAAAUACAUAUAUUGUGGGAAAUGGUUCACAGCGCAUCCUCAUAGAUACUGGCGAAGGCAAGCCAGAAUGGAUCGCCUCCAUCAAGUCCGUCCUGAAGAACGAGAACAUCAGCAUCGACAAAGCACUCUUGACCCACUGGCAUCACGAUCACAUCCAAGGCGUUCCUGACCUCGUAUCGCACUCGCCCAGCACUCAAAUCUACAAGCACGAGCCACACGACGACUGGCUGGACAUACGCGAUGGACAAACGUUCAAGACAGACGGGGCAACACUGCGCGCCUUUCAUUCUCCCGGCCACACGACCGACCACAUGGCCUUCAUUCUCGAAGAAGAAGACGCCAUGUUCACCGCCGACAACGUCCUCGGCCAAGGCACCGCCGUCUUCGAAGACCUCGCCGCCUACAUGAAGAGUCUAGACAGCAUGUCGCACGCCUUCAGCGGCCGCGCCUACCCAGGCCACGGCCCCGUCAUCGCCCACGGGCCCGCCAAAAUCCUAGAAUACAUACAGCACCGCCAGCAACGCGAGCGGCAAGUGCUAGACGUCUUGGCAACCGAAAGACCAGGCGGGUGGACGAGUAUGGAUAUCGUCAGCGUGAUUUACAAGGACUAUCCGCGCAAUCUUUGGGAGCCGGCAGAGAGGGGGGUGCUGCAGAUUUUGGACAAGUUGAAGGCAGAGGAUAAGGUGAGGUAUGAUGAGGCCAAGGGGACGUGGGAGUUGAGUGGUAGGGGGAGUGCGGUUGUUGCAACCUGUGAGAGAUGA